Drosophila mojavensis is the source of this 2428-nucleotide messenger RNA. It is a transcript of the gene Gpo2, whose product is annotated as glycerol-3-phosphate dehydrogenase, mitochondrial. Bases 54 to 2186 code for a protein of 710 amino acids. NCBI's taxonomy places the organism in Eukaryota, Metazoa, Arthropoda, Insecta, Diptera, Drosophilidae. Gene Ontology annotation, molecular function: glycerol-3-phosphate dehydrogenase (quinone) activity; calcium ion binding. Gene Ontology annotation, cellular component: glycerol-3-phosphate dehydrogenase (FAD) complex; mitochondrion. The transcript has a single exon. Gene Ontology annotation, biological process: glycerol-3-phosphate metabolic process. The record is from RefSeq and is a predicted model, not a curated record.
AACAAAAUUAAUUUUCGAACUCUUUCUUUUUUUGUAUCACAACUAAUGUUACCAUGUCGAAAUUUAUUCACGUAGCUGUCCUGGCCGGCAGCUCAAUGUUUGCACUCUCUGCUGCCGGAGCUGCCCAGGAUCGAAGCAAAGCGCCCCAGAUGAAACGUGAGCUGCCCACACGCAGCAUGAAUUUAGAUGCGUUGCGUCGCACCGAGUACGAUGUUCUGAUCAUUGGCGGUGGAGCGGUAGGCGCUGGAUGUGCUCUAGAUGCAGCUACACGUGGAUUGAAGACUGCCCUGGUUGAGGCCGAUGAUUUUGGUAGUGGCACCUCGUCGAAAUCCAGUAAAUUACUGCACGGCGGUCUGCGAGAUUUGGACCAUGCAAUCACACAUCUCGACUUGUCCGCCUUUCGGCGUGUUCACUCAUCGCUGCAGGAGCGCAGAAACAUUACCAAUCUGGCGCCGCACCUCAAUCAGUCGGUGCCAAUUAUGCUGCCCGUACACAAUUGGUGGCAGUUGCCUGUCUAUUGGAUGAAACUGCGUCUCUAUCACUUAAUGGCACCGGGCACAUCGAAAGGAUUCACAUACAUCAAUAGCCGGAAGGCCCUCGAAAUGUUUCCGAUGAUGCGCCGUGACAUGGUUGGCGCCUUCGUCUUCUACGAGGGCCAGCACGACGACGCUCGGAUGUGUCUCGCAAUCAUUUUGACCGCCUCCCGCUAUGGCGCCGACGUCUGCAACCACAUGAAGGUGGUCGAUCUGCUGCGGGACAAGAACAAAACUGUAAUUGGAGCCAAAGCUAUCGAUCAACUGACCGGCCGAGCUUACACGAUUCGCGCCAAAAUGGUCAUCAAUGCAACUGGCCCCAUGAGUGAUUCUAUUAUCCGCCUGGAGGAUGCUAGUGCGUCGCAGCAGUGUACGCCCACCUGGGCCUCGCACAUUGUGCUGCCGCCCUUUUACUGUCCCGAAGAGGUAGGGCUCUUCGAUCCGUACACGGACAACGGUUCGACAAUAUUCUUUUUACCCUGGCUGGGGCAUACGCUAAUGGGCACCUCGGAUGACACACGCGAGGCCACCCAGGGGAAACAGCCAACAGAGAUGGAGGUUCAGUAUCUCUUGGACAGCAUCAGAAACUACAUUAAUCCAAAUUUUGAUGUACGCCGCUGUGACGUGCUCGCAGCUUGGGGCGGCUAUAAGCCGCUUCCCACUCAGUCGACAGAGCUGGCCCAUUCGACGCUCAAGAACCAUGUGAUUUCUAUAGGGCCCGGUAACAUGGUUUCAAUCGUGGGCGGCACAUGGACAUCGUUCCGGCUGAUAGCAGAGAAGGCUAUAGACGCUGCCAUUAUCAAUGGUGGACUUCAGCCGUUGCGAAAGCAUUCGAUUACGGCGACCUCAUGCAAGUUGGAUGGCGCCAUUGGCUGGUCACCAAACAUGUUUAUACGACUGGUGCAGGAUUUCGGUCUGGAGCGGGAUGUGGCCAAGCACUUGUCCGACACAUACGGCUCAAAUGCGUUCAAGGUGGCCGUUGGCGCCAACGCCAGUGGCAGCGUGUGGCCCAUUAUAGGUAAACGGUUGCACUCCGAAUUUCCCUAUAUUGAGGCGGAGGUGCGACAGGGGGUUAGGGACUAUGCCUGCACCCUGGUCGACAUGGUGGCACGUCGACUGCGUGUCGCCUUUCUUAAUGUCCAGGCGGCCGAGGAUAUUUUGCCGCGCGUGGCCAGCGAAAUGGCGCGCGAGCUGAAAUGGAGCCGAGCUAGGCGAUUAAGAGAAAUCAAAGAAGCGCAAGAAUUUCUAAAUACUCAAAUGGGAAAUACAACCGAAUUCGAUCCAAUUCAUAUGAAUAUACCCAUAAAGCUGUCUGUGGAUCAGGUGCAGAAGUAUGCCGAGCAUUUCAGAAAUCUCGACGAGGCCAAUACGGGCUUCGUGUCGAUAAACAAAUGCUGUGCGGCCAUGAAGUCGUUCGGUGUUAAAGAGGUGCCGGUGGACCUGAUGCACGACGUGCUGCGGGACAUUGACUGUCACUCCCAGGGCAAGGUAAAUCUCUAUGAAUUCCUCAUGCUCAUGUCGGCCAUUGUGCACGGAGACACGGCAUAUUUACGUUAUGCCAAGAUGCAUUUAGACCAGAAAAUUUCGGCAAUAAGCCGCCGGCGGCGCAAACAAAGCGAAUGUACGGUCGAGCGGUCCGGAGGCGGCUUGUGAAGAUCGAAUCAAUCAAUCUCGUACAAAACUCUUAGUGUAUUUAAAUUAUUCUGUACUGUCUCUUAUACUAUUUAUAUUUAUUUGGUAGUGCUACCAUAUCGUAGCAAACAGAACUCAGCAGUGUUGCCACACUUUAGCUAGGCAACUCAGCUCAUUCGAGUCGUUCGCGUUCAAAAAAAGUAUAACGGAAAUGAACGAGCAGUAACAGUAGAAUAUAAUGCGAAAGUAAUUAAAUAUGGAAA